CGCUAAGCGCCGCUCCUGCAUCUGCAUUGGCUGGCUGGCAGCAACGACGCGCGCAUGCCUACUAGCUAGUAGUAGUACUACUUAACAGCUAGCCUUGGCUCCGGCUCCUGCUGUGCCCCGCAUCUGCAUCUGCCAAUCUUCUGUCAUGCACGCAGCGCAGUGCUCGUGCUCACUGACCGCCUAAGCUUGGCAUCGUGACGAGACGUCCUUGAUUGCGAGGCCACCAGCUGCCAGGUCCGGCGGCAAUGGGCAAGGCGGCGCGCUGGUUCCGCAGCUUCCUGGGCAAGAAGGACCAGGCAACCACCAAAGGCCAGAGGCGGCAGCAGGACCAGGCUCUGCCUCCUCCGGCCAGCGCCAAGCGCUGGAGCUUCGGCAAGUCGUCGCGGGACUCGGCGGAAGCGGCGGCGGCGGCGACAGCCGCCGCCGCGGUCGUCUCGCCCGACGCAGGCAACGCGGCGAUCGCGCGCGCCGCGGAGGCCGCGUGGCUCAGGUCCGCCGCGUGCGCCGAGACGGACCGGGACCGGGAGCAGAGCAAGCACGCCAUCGCCGUGGCCGCCGCCACCGCCGCCGCGGCGGACGCGGCGGUGGCCGCGGCUCAGGCGGCCGUCGCCGUCGUGCGCCUCACCAGCAAGGGACGCCCGCCGUCUCCCGUCGUCCUCGCCGCCGUCAGGAUCCAGACGGUGUUCCGGGGAUUCUUGGCGAAGAAGGCGUUGCGCGCGCUCAAGGCGCUCGUGAAGCUGCAGGCGCUGGUGCGUGGCUACCUCGUGCGCAGGCAGGCGGCCGCCACGCUGCAGAGCAUGCAGGCUCUCGUCCGCGCGCAGGCGGCCGUGCGCGAGAGGCGCGCCGCCCUCCACCACCAGCCCGUCCGGCCGCGCUACUCGCUGCAAGAGCGGUACGCGGACGACACGCGGAGCGAGCACGGGGUGGCGGCGUACAGCAGCCGCCGGCUGUCGGCGAGCGUCGAGUCCCCGUCGUACGGCUACGACCGGAGCCCCAAGAUCGUGGAGGUGGACCCCGGCCGCCCCAAGUCGCGGUCGUCCUCGCGCCGCGCCAGCGCCCCGCUGCUGGACGCCCGCAGCAGCGGCAGCGGCGGCGGCGAGGAGUGGUGCGCCAACAACCCCGCGUCCUCGCCGCUGCCGUGCUACCUGCCCUCCGGGCCGCGGCGCAUCGCCGUGCCGACCUCGCGCCAGUUCCCGGACUACGACUGGUGCGUGCUGGAGAAGGCACGGCCGGCCACGGCGCAGAGCACGCCGCGGUACCUGCAAGCGCACGCGCCGGCCACCCCGACCAAGUCCGUCGCGGGCUACUCGCCGUCGCUCAACGCCUGCCCGAACUACAUGUCGAGCACGCAGGCGUCCGAGGCCAAGGUGCGGUCUCAGAGCGCGCCCAAGCAGCGCCCCGAGCUCGCCUGCUGCGGCGGCGGACCGCGGAAGCGGGUGCCGCUCAGCGAAGUAGUUGUCGUGGAGUCGUCCCGCGCCAGCCUGAGCGCCGUCAUGGGCAUGCAGCGCGGGUGCGGCCCCCGGGCGCAGGAGGCCUUCAGCUUCAGGACGGCCGUCGUUGGCCGCAUGGACCGCUCGUUGGAGGUUGCAGGCAGUGAGAACGACAGGCUGGCGUUCUUGCAGAGGAGGUGGUGACUGGUCAGGUCCGUCCGAUCAGCAAGCUCCAUUGGAAAUGCCAACAAGAUGACGAGAGGCUCUUUCAGGGAGUAAUUGAGAAUAAGAACGUUUUCAUGUGUUCCUGCGAGUGUUCUCGUCGUUUUUCUUUCUCUUUUUCUUGUUUUUGCAAUGUGAUCAAUCAUGCGACUAGUGUUUCUUUUCUUUUUAUCAGUGGCCAACAAGUGUAUGACGGAAAUUUGAUUCAUACUGCACUUGGCAUGUAAAUCCUUGCUCUUAUUAAUGCUGUUCUUGGAUUGUGUCCUUGAUGGCUUUCUUU
Molecule: messenger RNA, 1932 nt
Organism: Zea mays
Lineage: Eukaryota; Viridiplantae; Streptophyta; Magnoliopsida; Poales; Poaceae
Product: protein IQ-DOMAIN 14
Exons: 4
Coding region: 246-1634 (462 amino acids)
Molecular function (GO): protein binding
Source: RefSeq, a predicted model, not a curated record